CGAGCUUGGGAUUGAGAUCCUGUCACUCACUCUUUCUCCAUUCCUUUGAUCUAUCUGCAGAAAUAGCAAGCCAUGAAGCUAUCGCGGAGUCCAUCCCUCACCCGCUUCCUCUCCGACUUCACCCUCGGAUUCUCAGAUGGGUUGACCGUCCCAUUCGCCUUGACCGCUGGGCUCAGCUCCCUCGGCAGCACCGACACAGUCAUAUCUGGUGGUUUGGCAGAGCUAUGUGCAGGAUGCAUCAGCAUGGGCAUCGGAGGGUACUUGGCUGCUCGCGAUGAAGUCCCCCAAGUGCAACGGCCGAGUCAGCAACAAAGCGAUGUCGAUGAUGAGGAGGAGGCGAGAGGGAUGCUCAGCUAUGAUGGGAAUCACGAGACCAUUACCAGCCCAGAGGUCACGGAGAAGUUCAGUGGCGACACAGAGGAGCUCGUACGCCGUCAUCUCGAGCCGCUGGAUCUUCAUCCAGCGAUCGUAUCAAUAAUCCUCACAACUCUGCAAGAUGAACCUAGGAGAGCAGUACGUGUUGCUGCCGGCCUUCAAUCCUAUAACGACAAACUCUCUACCGCGACCUCCGACGCUCUUCCAAUCUCUCCUCUUCUUUCCGGCCUGUCCAUUUCCGUCGGCUACGCAAUCGGUGGUAUUAUUCCACUUUGUCCGUACUUCCUUGCUAGCACAGUUGGGAUGGGCCUGCGUUGGAGCAUUUGUCUCUGUCUGAUCGCUUUGUUCACAUUCGGAUCAGGGAAGAGCUGGGUACUUAGAGGCCAGGGGAUGGGUUGGCGAUGUAUCUGGGAGGGCUUGCAGAUGUUAAUAUUGGGGAUGAUGGCAGCUGGAACGGCUGUUGCUUGUGUGAGAUUAGUGGAAGGGGGCAUGGGGCAGACAGGAUGAUGAAGGCAUACACACUCGGACGUUACGGCGCUGCUUUGAACACCACACCUUAGGUUAUAUUUGCU
This is a messenger RNA of Ilyonectria robusta, 947 nucleotides long. Its product is annotated as Ccc1 family. Bases 73 to 882 code for a protein of 269 amino acids. Gene Ontology annotation, cellular component: fungal-type vacuole membrane. NCBI's taxonomy places the organism in Eukaryota, Fungi, Ascomycota, Sordariomycetes, Hypocreales, Nectriaceae. Gene Ontology annotation, molecular function: manganese ion transmembrane transporter activity; iron ion transmembrane transporter activity. The transcript has a single exon. The record is from RefSeq and is a predicted model, not a curated record. Gene Ontology annotation, biological process: intracellular manganese ion homeostasis.